ACUUACUAUAAGGAAAUAAAACCUUGACGACACUACUUUUGGAUUGCCCUAAGUAGGUUACCCAACCAACCACUCGAUAGGUAUUUCGACGCGUCGAUUUUGGCUUCCGUUGGGCAUCGAAAUUUCAAAUCGACCCCUGGAAGUGCCAUUUUCCGAUAGGUCGUUUUUACUAGCAGUUUUCAACCACUCAAAUAGUCGUUUCCGAUGGAUCGAAAUUUCGUUUUAAAAAAAAAAUUUAUUCGAUGGAUGUCUCAAUUUCGAGUUAUUCAAACCCAUAGAAUAUACGUUUUGAAACCUAUCGAAGAUAUGCGGAGAAGUAGAUUUGAACAUGGGUACUUACGAUGCAUCUUCCUCGAACAGUUAAUCUAAAUAUGAACUAUUAUUUGUAUAUCAAAACGACCUUUUUAAUUCAUAAGAAGAUGGUAAUUGUUCAUGCUUUUUGAUGUUUGAUUUUAUUUUUUGUCCACAGAGAAAAAUUUCUUUUAAACAUUAGUAAUAAUAUUUGUUAUCCAGAAAAAAAAUGAUUUUUUGAACACUAAAAAUUAUAUUUUUUAUCGAAAAAAUUCUUUUUAUAAAGAAAAAAAUUUUAUCAAGAAGGAAAACUUUUUCUAUCUCUGUAAGUGACACAAGAACUUUUUUUAUUUAAGAUUCCGUAUAAAUCACUUCUGUAAUAAAUAUGACGUGCAAUAUGUGAUAAUCGACCAAUUUGCACAUGGACGCAUGAGGUCAAUAUUUAGUAAUUUUCUUAAAAUUCACAACGUGGGCAUUCAUUAUUGCUAUGUCUUAGUCAAAAAAAGCAGGCGAAUAUUAGUUUUAGUUUCAAUCGGUGGACGAUCAAUUUUGAUCAGAAAAUUCUGAAAUUAAGGUGAAUUAUGAAGCAAACUCGAAUAAUUCUACUAAAAUUAUUGAAUAAAAAUAAAGAAUAUUUUAAAAUCGGAUUUUGAAGUUUCACAUGAUCAAGAUUAUAGACUCCUCUGCCGAAACUGUUAUUAUGAUUGAUUUGACUCUUUGGAAGCACUCAAUAUGAUCCUUUCAAUAUGUUUGUUUUAGUCGAGUGAUUAAAAUGUGUUAGAGGAGUCGGUAGUAUUAUUUCGAUGGGUGACUUCUCUCGGAGGACUCAAAACUUCGAUGAGUGCCGAGGUGUCGAAAUAUAUACGACGAGUCGAAAAUGAGUUGUCGAUAGGACAAAGUGUCCGAGUCCUCGAAAUUCGAUGGAUGUCGAGGGGAUCGAAAUUGAAACAGAACGAACAAAAUAUAUAUAUAUCAAAUUUUCGACCGCUUGUCGCGCCCAUCGUGUGCUUUUUUUUGUUUGCUUGGGUAGUGCCCAAAAAUAUUUGAAAUCUCUUGUUAAUUUAUUUUUCUUUCGGUAAUCCAAAAAUAUCAACUGUUUUUACUCACAAGGAAACAUUUCCAGGUGUCAGAGCGCUUUUCAGCCGAGAUUUCGCGCAUCUUGUAGCUCAUAGUGAGCUGUGUCUAUGGUAAAAAAAGUUCGGGUUUCUGGCUUGUUUCUGAGGAGAUAUCGAGUUCCUAGUGAAUUUUCUCUAUAGUACGCCUACAUUGGCAGCAAAGCUAUACUUUCGAAUUUUGACUUGAAACUUUGCCUGCAUAAAAGCCUUGGCUAGAAUAGUUUGCAUGAAAAAUUUCAGAAGUUCUGACGGUUGAAACUUUAAAAAUUUGUCAAAAUGAUCUGUAAGUUCAAAAGUAUCUUCAUUAAUAAAGACAACUAUUUAUUUUUCUUUUGGCAUUUUUUGGCCAAAUGAAUUAACUAAGCACUAUCGUUUUAUCAAAUUUGAUGAAAAUAUAGAUGAUACUACUACACGUCUUUCACAAUAUAUAAGGUUAAGUCUUAAUACAAAUGCUGCAGCAGUUGUUAAAUUUAUGCAAAAAGGUUGGCUUUUACCAAAACCUGAUUUAAUUAUAUCUGUAACUGGUGGAGCAAAAAAUUUUGAUAUGUCAACACGUCUUAGAAAGAUUUUUCAAAGCGGUUUAAUUUCUGCUGCUAUUACGACAAAUGCAUGGUUAAUUACAGCUGGAACAGAUGCUGGUGUUGUUAAAGAAGUUGGUGAAGCUCUUAAUAAAUAUCGUUAUAAAAAUCGAAAAAAUGAUGUUGAUGUACCAUGUAUUGGUAUUGGUAGUUGGGGUUAUACUACAGAAAAUGAACAACUUGAUUGUCAAUCAACAACUUUCUCUACAGAUGCAAAUACUACAAAAGAAAUAUCUCCAUCCAUGAGACAUCGUCUUAGUAAAAUAACACAUUCUGUUCGUAUGAAACGAUGUGAUUUAGAACCAAAUCAUACUCAUUUUUUAUUAUUUGAUGAUGGACAACCAAAUGCUGAUACUCUUCUACCAUUACGAGCAGAAAUUGAAAAAUAUUGUCGAAAUACGAGCAUAGAUACUGCUACAGACGGAGCAGUUGAAUCAUUGAUACCUAUUAUUAUGGUUUUGGUUGAAGGUGGUCUAUCAUCGAUUCGAACAAUUUGUGAGGCACUUGAUUCGAAUGCGCCAGUUGUUGUUAUCAAAGAGUCAGGUCGUGCUGCUGAUCUUAUUGCUGAAUUACAUACUUGUUAUACUGAAAGCGAGAAUAGUAAUGAUAAUGUUUAUUCUACACGACUACAAACCGGUUUAGCUAAAAGUGGUUCAAAAGAAACAAAGAUCAAUAAAAUUUUGACUAACGCACAAGCUGCUAUUACAGGACUUCAUGAAGUUAUAGAUAAUCUAUGUCGAGUAUUAAACGAACAUAAACAAUUAGUGACAAUUUUCAAAUUUGACAGUAAACGACAUCAUGGAAAUCUUGAAGGUGCUAUUCUAGAAUCUUUAUUUAAUGCUGCAAAAUUUUCUGAUGAUCAUAUUGAACGAAAUCGUCGAACAGCAGAACUUAAAUUAGCUAUAGUUUGGCAUAAAUUUAAUUAUGCUCAAAAAUAUCUUCUUACUGAUACGACAAUAUCUAAAUGGAAAGAAGAUGAUCUACAUCAUGCUCUUGUUGAUACACUUCAUCGUGGUCAUGUUGAUUUUGUUGAAUUACUCAUUGAAUUUGGUACAUCACUAGAAAAAUUGACAAAUGGAGAUCUUAAACAACUUUAUGCAGCAACAUUGACUAAUAAUCGGUUACCACUUAAAGGCAAAGAAAAAACUGCUAUAUGCAGAAGAGAAGAUUUUUAUUCAGAUUAUUUUAAUUUGAUCUUAGUAUGA
Messenger RNA from Rotaria sordida, 3189 nucleotides. The record is from the annotation of a GenBank genome assembly. Lineage: Eukaryota; Metazoa; Rotifera; Eurotatoria; Philodinida; Philodinidae.